Molecule: messenger RNA, 885 nt
Organism: Cheilinus undulatus (humphead wrasse)
Lineage: Eukaryota; Metazoa; Chordata; Actinopteri; Labriformes; Labridae
Gene: mgst3b
Product: microsomal glutathione S-transferase 3b
Exons: 4
Coding region: 116-538 (140 amino acids)
Cellular component (GO): endoplasmic reticulum; membrane; nuclear envelope
Molecular function (GO): glutathione peroxidase activity; glutathione transferase activity
Source: RefSeq, a predicted model, not a curated record
UGGCGCUUCCUGACUUCUGUGCAAAGGGUGUUAAAGUUAUUUAACAGACCUCGCGGAUGCCUGUGCGACAUUUUACCUUGAAACGCAUUCAAACCGAUUACUAUAUCCGUCAAACAUGGAUAUCCUGACUGUGUUGCCGUCCAGCUUCGGAUAUGUCAUAUUUACCUACCUUUACAGCUGGAUCAUGCUUGGAUAUUUAGCUGUUAAGGUUGGGGCUGCCAGGAACAAGUUCAAUGUUAAGUAUCCCACUAUGUACAGUGACAAGGAGCAGGUGUUCAACUGUAUCCAGAGAGCACACCAGAACACCUUAGAGGUGUACCCACAGUGGCUUGUUUUCCAGACCAUAGCAGCCCUUGCUUACCCGUUGACAGCAUCAGUGCUCGGAGCAAUUUGGGUUACCAGCAGGUUUUCAUAUGCCUGGGGCUACUACACUGGAGAUCCAGAAAAAAGGAUGAAUGGUGUCUAUGGCUACAUUGGAUAUUUUGGCGUCAUUAUUCUUUCCAUAUGUGUUGCCUUGCAGUUACUUGGCUUCUUUUAAAACAUUCCUGCAUUUUAUAUUCCUAUCUGUGUAAAUGGUUAAGUCAAUGAGGCUUUAUGGCAUGAUAUUUGGAAAUGCAAAUCUUUAAGACAGUUGGAAAAUACUUGUUAUGCUAAUUUCAAAAUAUAUUUUGGACCAUUAACUUUGUAUGCGACAAUACUUGUUGUGAUUGGCUUCUUGAUGAUCUCAUCAACAAUAUGCUGCAGCCCAAGAUACAGAGCUUUCCCUAAACUAAAGGGCCGGCAACAGGCAUCAUAGCUCACACUUUUCAAUGUCUAAAAUGCUAUUGAAUCUAGAAUCACACCUUUCUAUAAAGGUUUUAAUAAAAAGAAUGACAUAAACAUUUA